Molecule: messenger RNA, 3198 nt
Organism: Giardia duodenalis
Lineage: Eukaryota; Fornicata; Diplomonadida; Hexamitidae
Product: Kinase, NEK
Exons: 1
Coding region: 1-3198 (1065 amino acids)
Biological process (GO): protein phosphorylation
Molecular function (GO): ATP binding; protein kinase activity; protein binding
Source: RefSeq, a predicted model, not a curated record
AUGGCGCAAGAGCUCAUCUCGGAUGGCUACCGAGACGCGGUUUUCGUCGACCGGGGCUCCGCGGGGGCGCUGUUCCGCGCAGUGCGGGUACAGGACGGGGUCGUCGUCGCGGUGCGGGCCCUCGACCCGGAGCGGAUCGGGGUUGCGCGCUGCGAGGAGCUCGCCCGAGAGCACACCGCGGCCGCAGCCCUCCCCCACCCCAGGCUCCUCGCCUGCGGGCCUGCGGUCUCGGAGCCUGACGCGGUCCUCCUUGAGACCGAGUGGUGCCCCGACGGGUCGCUCGCAGGGCUCCUCCGGCGGCAGCGGCGGGCAGGCCCCUUCUCUGAGGACCGCAUCUGGGAGCUCGCGGCCCAGCUCGCAGAGGCGUUGGCGUUCCUCCACAGCCCGCUCAAGGCCCGGGGCGUCCUCGCCCACGGCCGCGUCUCACCCUCCGCCGUCCUCCUCGCCGGCCCGCGCGCGAAGCUCGGGGACUGUCUCCGUGCCCCGUCUCCACCGGGCCCGUACGCGGCACCAGAGGUCGCUCGGGGCGGCCCCCCGACACCUGCAGCAGACGUCUGGGCCCUGGGGUGCGUCCUCGUCGAGCUCUGCACCCUUCGCGCGCCCUGCUGGGACCCCGCUGCGCUCGCCGCAGACCCUGUGCCCGCUCUCGAGCGCUGCCCUGACACCCUCCGCGCCGCUGCCGCCGCGUGCCUCUGCGUCGACCCCGCCCGCCGGAUCUCCGCCGCGACCUUCGUGACCUUCCCGCCCGCCCUCUGGGCCCUCCACCGCGUCGAGCAGGCCGCACCCUCUGCGGUCCCUCGCGUUCAGUUAUCAUCCGCAUUACUGAGAUCCUCUGGAAUUGCUCAAGGGUUUAUGUCUCACCUCGGACAACAAGAAAACGUAUUUUCUGCAGUUGCACAAAAUGACCCCGAGAUGCUCAAGUCGGCAAUCCAGUCGCUCGGUGACACAGCUCCGCUAGCACAGCUACUAAUGGAAGCGUGUGAUAAAAAGGCGUACAAGGUAAUGCCCCAUCUUUGCAGACUGGUCGCUGCAACAAAGACUCCUAUUACGUUGUCGUGGUGGAAGGGAAAUCAGGUCACGAGAAAAACACUGCUUAUGCUUGCUGUUGAGACACAGGCCAUUGAAAUGAUUGAAAGAAACAUGGAUAGUCUAUGUGCAAUGUAUGAGGAUUGUACUGCGCUUAUGAUUGCGGCCAAAGAGGGAAAGUAUCGGUGUUUGAUGCAUCUCCUUUGUGAGCUGGGUAUUUCAUCGUCUACGGGAAAGAGUGCCUUGAUGUAUGCAGCUGAGUAUGGAUUCUCUGAUUGUGUAUCUCUCCUUCUGCCGGAAGUCGGAAAGGAAGAUGACCAUGGUUUAACGGCACAUGCUUAUGCGACUAAGAACGGACACGCAGGAUGCAUAGCUAUUCUGUCUCAAUACGAGUCAGAAACUGCGCACUCUAAAACUGACCUAUGCAAACUUUCAGCGAUUAGGCAGAGUGAAGAUGGUAGCGAGCCAAGUGCUCCUGAACUUCCUGUGUUGGAUGCCUCUAGAUCAUCUAGGUGUACCCAGUCAAAAAGCAGAAUUCAUAAGCCGGAACCCAUGUUAGUGGAACCAGGCCCUGUCAAUCAGCUCUUACUUAGCAAAACCACUGCCUCUACUGGACGUUUCAUAGCUUCGACCUCUUUGAGCCCGGAUGACCCCAUCACAACGAUACUAUCUCCGAUGAAGUCUCCAGACUCUAAGCAGCCACGACUAGUUAAAAGUGAUACAAUCAACGAACUACAUGCGCUUGCUCGCGAGUCUCAAGAUGAAGUUGUAAAGCCACUUUUGGCAACUCGCUCUGUAAGCCAGGCUAAUCGUCAACCUCACCCGAAGACAUCUUCUGAUUACAAGAAGACAUCUAAGCCCGGCAGUAGAUCGCACAGCAAAGAGCGAGACACUCUUGAAAAUGCGAUUCUACGCAACAAUCCAUCUGCUGUCGUCCUUCACCUUCAUGAUUUCGCCGCAAACCCACAGCCAUAUGUGGACUUGGUAUUCACAGAGAAAAAGUUCAAAGUCUUGCCAACUCUCUGCCGCUAUCUUGCAAAAAAACACCUCAAGGCAAAAAUACGCACCAGGGUUGCAACGCCCGUCGAAGAGUUAACAUCUCUAAUGCGAGCGGUGAUAAAUUGCGACCACCAGGGCGUGAAGGAGCAUAUAAGGGAGGCUGGUAAUGAGUACGUGGGAUGGCUAAGCUAUACAGACACAACGGGCAAGGGAUACAUUCUGAGUAAUUGCACAGCACUCAUGAUUGCAGCGGCAAGAGGAGACGCCGAGUGUACAAAGCACCUCUUAUGCGAAAUGGGUGUAUAUUUAAACAGUAAGUGCACUUCUCUGACAUAUGCCAUUCUCGGUGGGCACCAUGAAUGUGUCAGACUCCUGCUUCUGGAGUCUGACAUCAGUGGCUGCACAAUGCUUAUGCGGUGCUGCUUCUUUAAUAACCAUAAGGAAAUCCCUAAUUAUCUCACUGAAGCCAAGGCAGCUAUAGGCCCCGGCCGCACAGCUCUUAUGAUUGCAGCGCAACUUGGAAACAAAGAAAGUGUAGAAGCUCUGGUUGACUACGAGGGCGGUCUGCAGGACAAAGAUGGCAUUACGGCUCUGUAUCUGGCAUCCAGUAACAAUCAGCUGGAUUGCAUCAAGCUUCUUCUGGAAAAAGAAAAGCGGAUCAAGACUAAUGUCGGCUGGACAGCACUAAUGGCAGCUGCGCAGAAGGGCCAUGCAGAUAGUGUGCAGCUCUUGUUGGAGGCAGAGAGUGGAUACCAGAAAAGUGAUGGCUGGACUGCCUUGAUGCUGGCAGCGCAGGCUGGGCAUGCGGAUUGUGCAUCCUUGCUAGCUUCCAAAGAGGCAUGCAUGACAAAGCCGGAUGGGUGGACUGCCCUAAUGAUCGCUGCUCAAGAAGGUCACCAUCGGGUUGUCAAAGUCCUGAUGAAGAGCGAAGCAGGACGGCAACAGAAGACAGGAAUAUCAGCCCUUAUGUUGGCUGCACAGAGCGGGCACGAUAGAUGCGUCUUGCUCCUACGAGAGCUUGAGGCUCAGCUCGUGGACAAACGCGGAUUGACUGCCCUAGAUUAUGCUUCCCAACUAAAGGAAGAUAACAUCGAUCGUGAACAGCAGGAAAAGCACGCUCUUUGUGUUUCAUAUUUACAAGCCGGCGGUUCUGGUAAGGACAAGACUAAUUAG